Molecule: messenger RNA, 2995 nt
Organism: Coregonus sp. 'balchen'
Lineage: Eukaryota; Metazoa; Chordata; Actinopteri; Salmoniformes; Salmonidae
Source: the annotation of a GenBank genome assembly
AUGUGGCAGUUUCUCCUCCUCUUGGGAACGUCACUGUUAGUGACAGGUAAGAUCUUACAGAUGAUCUGUAGUCAUAGUUUUUUAAUGAAAAUGUGUUGCAAUUUAAACCGAUUUAAAUCAAUGUUAUGACAUGCUUUGAUGUGUACUUAUGGAUGGAGGAUUGGGUUUGUGUGUGUAUUCAUACAGUAUGUGUGUUGGUUCAGGGGGUCGGUGUCAGUGUCUGUCUGAGUAUACUGAGAUGUUCGUAGAGGCAGGGUCCCAGGCAGUGUUACCCUGCGUGUGUCGCCCUCCCUCCCCCUCUGCAGCCAUCGUCCUCUGGAGCCAGGACCUUCACGGGUACGACUGCCUUUCUCUCCGUCCAUGUCUUUCACGCUCUCCUUCUCUCUGUCCAUCUCUCUCAUCCUCUCUUUCGCUGUCUACCUCUGUGACUCCAAUAUCCUCACAGGUUCCCUUUUCAUCUUUCUCUGUUCUGGUUUUUCUUUCUCUUGAUCUCUUAAUGUCGUUUUCUGUAUCGAACGUGUUCUACAGGAGAGCAUAGCAUGCAUUGCCAUUCAUCUGUAUGUCUGUACAAUACAAGUGUCAUGUUUCAAACUUAACAUUUCUUCAUCUUUCUCUCAGGACGGUAUGGAGAAAGGGAAAGAAUGGACUGGAGCACUGGGGAAUAGGAGCUGCCCAGCGUGUUCGAUGCCCCCAUUCAGAGGUUGGAGCUGGAGACUACAGCCUGUACAUAAAGGAAGUGAGGGAGAAGGACGGUGGAAAAUACACCUGCACGGUGCAGGAUGGCAAGGAAAUCAUCUCUAAGAGGAUCCUCCUCAGGGUCAUCAAAGGUAAGGAGCUAAAAUAACAGUAACUUAUAUGAAAUACUGUGUGGACAAUUAAUUAACUUGAAUUUUAGUGAUAUUUACUGUAAUUUUAAAGUGAUAUUUACAUGUUCUAAUAACAAGGUAUAACUAUAUUUAUCUGCUAUUUAUGAUAGUCACACAUAUCAUAAUGUGAAUAUGGUUAACAUCUCACUGCUCUUACUUACCCAUUUCUUUCUUUCACAGUAUCCAUCUCCCCACCUGCUCCAGUGGAGGGCAACAAAAUGACGAUAACUUGCAGUGUCACUCCAUGGCCACAGGAGGCGACAGUGAGCUGGAAGCACAACGAGAAGCCAGUUUACCCUGAAAGUGCAGAUUAUGUCCUUUCAAAGACCCAGGCGGGUGUUUUGGAGAGCAAAGCAUCUGCAAGCAUGAUGGGUAACUGGAGCUGUGUAAUGCAUAAAGGGAGGAAACAAGGGAAGGCCACCACAGCCCUGACAGUGAGAGGUGAGGGCUCAGACACAGUGAUGUCAUGUUUGGAAAGAAUAAAACCUUCAAAUGCAGCUGAUAUAUUGAAGUUUAAGUUUCCUUUCUCCCUUCUCUCCUAUCCAUUGCCUUCCCCGUCUCUCCCCCCAUCUCUUCUUUCGCUCAGGUAUCGUUAACCCCUCCAGUGCCAGUGCCAAGGUGUAUGCUGAGGUGGGGUCUGCUGUCACCCUCCCCUGUGUGUUCUCCACUGGACUCACCCCAUCAGACCCAGCCUGGGAGAGACUGGACACCUCUGGCUCUGCUCUCCCACUCCCUCCCUCCUUCAACCUGUCCUCCCUGCCAUCCAUCCCUCCCUGGGACAGGUCUGUGGGUGUGGGGGAAGUGGGGCAGGGGGACGGGGGCAGGUACAGGUGCUCAGGGACAGUGGAGGGGCAUCGGGUGACCAGGGAGAUGCAGCUGGUGACUGCCCAAGGUGAGCCAGGCAUAGAAAAUAGAUGAUGAUAUUGUAGCAGUCUCCUCAUUUGAAUGCCUAAUGUGAGUUGCACUGGUCUGCUAAAUGGCUAAAAUGUAAGGUAAAUGUUUGAGAUGAGAUGGGCAAAUGGUGCUUUAGAAUUAGCAAUCACAAUGCUAAUGAUGCUCCUGUGUGUUCUCUCUACUCAGUGCUCAGCAACUCACCGUCUACCCAGAAGGCCCCAGUCACACUGACCUGUCACCUCAGCGACGCCAGCGAGGUCAUUGAAUACGAGUGGGUCCGGGUGACCUAUGACCUCAAUGGCACCCAAUCAGAGAGCUCCGUCCAAAAAGGGAGGGUCCUGGGGAUCAACAGAGUGACAGACAGGAACUCUGGCGAAUGGGCUUGUCGAUUUCACGGGAAACAAGGAGCUUUGGGGAUGUGUGACAUACCAUGUACAUUUGAUGAGUAAGUCCUAUCUGCUUACUUUGAUUUCCUGUCUAUUUGCAUAGGAUCUAGGUAGGAUGUAGAUACAAUUCAAAUGCAACAAAUAUCAGCAAGAUGUUAAAACAUUUGUCAUAAUUAGACACAGGGGUGGCAAGUAGCCUAGCAGUUAAGAGCGUUGGGCCAGUAACCGAAAGGUCGCUUGUUCGAGCAGACUAGGUGAAAAAUCUGUCGAUGUGCCUUUGAGAAAGGCACUCAACUCUAAUUGCUCCUGUAAGUUGCUCUGGAUAAGAACGUCUGCUACAUUACUCAAAUGUAAACUAAAAUGUAUCCUUGUUCUGUCUUGGUUGAUCAGGUGGUCUGAUGGGAGAUAAUGAGACAGGUUCUUCCAGUAAUGUUGCCGUGGUAGCCGGCCUGGGUUUCUUCCUCUUGGUGCUGCUGUUGGUCUUGGUGCAGAUGUACAGGAACUAUCGGAGGGUACGUUCAAAUAAAGCUGUGUGUGUUUUCCUUAAAUCCACGUAGACAUGGAAAAUACAUUUUUAAAAGGUUUAUAUAAUACUUAUUUAAUCUCUUCUACAGCGCAAACUGAUCCUGCAGUACCCUGCCCUGGAGACCAUUGUUCACACCAUCGCUAACGAGAGAGAGGACAGAGAGAGGAACAGAGUGAAAGAAGACGAGAUCUCCAAAUAGAGGAGACUCUGCAGUAUGACAUUUGAAAACAUUUGACAUGUCUAGUAUCAUUUGGGAGAUUAUGUGGUAUUUGUACAUAUUAAUUCAGUGCAGACAAUUGUAGCAGUUGCUUUCCUACUUUGAC